Messenger RNA from Lymnaea stagnalis (great pond snail), 389 nucleotides. Lineage: Eukaryota; Metazoa; Mollusca; Gastropoda; Lymnaeidae. The record is from the annotation of a GenBank genome assembly.
AGAGACUCAUACUCUCUAAAAGUGCUUGCUGUGGAUGAUGACCGAUGUUGCAAGGAUAAAACGGGAUCAAGAACUUCAUCUGCAGUUUUUACAGUAAACAUCAUUGACAUUAAUGCCAAUAAACCGAGUUUUACUAAUUGCGCUCUGUAUGACAAUACUGCAAGUGUUAAAGAAAAGUCUCCAAUUGGAACUCAAGUUAUUCAGGCAAGAAUUAAUUACUUUCAUGUAGUUGUAUUUUAAUUUUUGUAUUUUAAUAUCAAAUUUGAAUACGCUGAGAUAAAAAUUUAAUGUCACUUAUUUUAACAGAUAUAAAACAAGAAAAAAUAUAUUCUCUUUAGGUGGUAGCUACUGACCCAGACAGAGGAGAAAACGGUCGUGUUGUCUAUGAA